This is a messenger RNA of Physella acuta, 885 nucleotides long. RefSeq names its product fibrinogen-like protein A. Gene Ontology annotation, biological process: blood coagulation. NCBI's taxonomy places the organism in Eukaryota, Metazoa, Mollusca, Gastropoda, Physidae. The record is from RefSeq and is a predicted model, not a curated record.
AUGUGGAUUAGAUGUAUUAUAUCUUCACUGUGUAUCAUUGCACAAGCUCAAAUUGUUAUCGGUAUCCAACAAACCCAGUAUAAAGCUGUUGAUGACACAAACGUGACCACACUGCCCAUCGAUGUAGAGUUUGACCAAGUCAGCCUUUUGUCCUGCGCCUCACGUUGUUCAAGUUCCAACAAAACGUGCUACAGCUACAUCUACAACAAAACCACAAAACAUUGUAGUUUGGGUUCCUGGCUAGUACCACUGCAGGCUUCAAAACAAAAAGUUCAGGGAAAAAUUUUCUCUACUGGAAAUUUCUGCAACACAACCAGAAACAUCACGAUCCUGUCUGAUGUUUCCAUCUCAGAUACAGACUUAAUUAUGUGCACAGGUGGCCAGCAGCUUGGCUCAUGCAAAGGUGUCAGCAACACUGUUCCCCGACCUGUGGUGACCCUUACAUCUGGACUAAAGGUCAUGUGUGACACAGUGACAGACGGUGGAGGAUGGACCAUUUUCCAAAGACGUGUUUCUGGGACAGUAGAUUUCUACAGGAACUGGGCGGUAUACAAAAACGGGUUUGGUGAUUUUAGUUCAGGUAAUUUUUACCUGGGCAAUGAGAACAUUUAUCUCUUAACGUCAAACCGUCAAACAGAACUGAGAGUGGAUAUGACAUUUAAUGGAACAAAAUAUUUCGUCAAGUAUUCCAGCUUCAACAUUUCUAGCGAGACAGACGGCUACAGGCUACUUGUUGGUGGAUUCGCUGGGAACACUGGGGACAGUCUAGCCUACCACAAUGGUGAUCAACAAGGCCAACACCGUCAGCAAAAUCAGCACCAUCAGUUUCGAACACCAUCACCAUCAGCAUCGCCAUCACAGUGGAAAUACGCUCACAUGUUUUGA